Cervus elaphus (red deer) is the source of this 711-nucleotide messenger RNA. RefSeq lists its product as uncharacterized. The record is from RefSeq and is a predicted model, not a curated record. The transcript has 3 exons. Lineage: Eukaryota; Metazoa; Chordata; Mammalia; Artiodactyla; Cervidae. The coding region runs from base 1 to 711 and encodes 236 amino acids.
AUGGUUGAGGAGAGCUGGGGUGAUGACUUGGUUGACCAGGUCUGUCUCCCACGAUUCACUUUAAAUACCUCUUAUUUGAGAAUAAAUCUUCAAGGAAACACCAACUCUUUUGUCUGCAUACUCAGGCUGAAAACACCGGAUCUGCUCUUUUCGGUUGAGAACAUAAGCCACCAGGGCUGGAGAUUGCCAAAUAGAAACCUGAAAAAACCUGUGUUUGCAGGGCUGGGCCGGCUUGGAAAAUGGAGGUUGAAUAAAAAGAAAACCAAGACAAGUUGCAGAGGACCAGCUAGGCGAGCAGAGGGCCGAGACGCAGCCGGAGUCGGGCCGCAUGGCGUCAGCUCCGGGUCUGCGGGGCUGCGGGAGGCCGCCCGCGGUCCCGGGGCAGGGUGGGGGGGGGGGGCAGUCCCAGCCACGUGGUCGCUGCGGGCCCAAAGUCCAAGGGCAGCGGCAGGCGCGCCCCAGAGCCCUCUGGAGAGCGGGAGUGAAAAACCGGACAACUGCCCCCGCGUCGGCCACAGGCUCGACCCCGCCGCCGCCCUCGAAGGCCCGCGCGCGGCCGCCCCCCCACCCCCAACCACGGCGGCAGCACUCUGGGAACGGAUCCGAAAUCCACCAGGGGCUCGGCCCGCCCUUUUCUCGCGAGAGGUGGGAGGGGAAGCGGGUCGGGUGGGCGACGGAGACGUAGCCAAUGAGCGAGCGGGAAGGGCGUGA